AUGUCAACUAUCCAAAACCUCAAAACCUUUGACCCCUUCGCGGAGGCCGACGACGACACUGGGGACGCGAAGCAAUCCCAGAACUACAUCCACAUACGUAUCCAACAGCGCAAUGGUCGUAAGACUUUGACAACCGUCCAAGGCCUCCCCAAGAAGUUUGAUCAGAAGAAGAUCCUCAAGGUCAUCAAGAAGAAAUUCGCUUGCAAUGGCACAAUCGUCACAGAUAGCGAAAUGGGGGAGGUGAUUCAGCUCCAGGGUGAUCAACGCAAAGAUGUCCAAGAGUUUUUGACUGCCAAAGAUGGCCUCGAGCUCGACGCAAAGACUAUCAAGGUGAGUCCUGCGCAUAAUCCCGAAUCGUGCUGGAGCUGA
Capronia epimyces CBS 606.96 is the source of this 369-nucleotide messenger RNA. RefSeq lists its product as uncharacterized. The record is from RefSeq and is a predicted model, not a curated record. Gene Ontology annotation, cellular component: eukaryotic 43S preinitiation complex. Gene Ontology annotation, molecular function: translation initiation factor activity; ribosomal small subunit binding; RNA binding. Bases 1 to 369 code for a protein of 122 amino acids. The transcript is spliced from 4 exons. Gene Ontology annotation, biological process: translational initiation. NCBI's taxonomy places the organism in Eukaryota, Fungi, Ascomycota, Eurotiomycetes, Chaetothyriales, Herpotrichiellaceae.